AUGAAAAUUAAUCUCAAGUCAAAAUCAAAGAGUGUUAAAUUAGAACAAGAACAAUUCAUUGAUAUUAGUGAUGAUAAAAAAGAUAAUUUUAAAAAUUUAUUUUUAAAAUCUAAAAAACAAACAACAACUAAAUCACAAUUAAAUGAUAUUGUUUCAAAUUUCUUAACAUCAAAUAAUAAUGGUCAACAAUUAAUUCAAAUGAAAAAACUUGAAAGUUUAUUCAAAUCCUCAACAAGUAUAAUUUUAAUUGAAGAAUUUGAAACCAUUAAAAUUUUAAUUGAAUUUAUAUUUUUCAUUCAAUUUUCAAUUGGUUCAAAAAAUGUUUCAGCAAAUAAAUCAAUGUCACAAGUUUUAAAUUGUAUUUUACAACAACAAAGUAGUACCGAACAAAAACAAUUAAAAGAAAUUGUUUUAAAUUUAUCAAAUGAAUCAAUUAAUAAAUUAAUCAGUAAUAGUAAUAGUAAUAGUAAUAAUAAUGUAUCACCAGUAUUUAGUAUUUCAUUUUUAAUUGAUAUUAUAAAUUUAACAAUUUUAGAAGAGGAAGAAGGAGAAAUAAGGAUUUUUAAAUUUAUUGAAAUGAUUUCAAAUCAAUUGAAUGGGGAGAUUGGUCAAUUGGAACAAGCAUCAAAUACAAAUGCAAUUGUAUUACAUGAUUGUGAACAUACUUUACGUUCAUUAGUUACAUUAUUCAAUAGGUUUGAAGCAGUAUUACGUUCAAAAGUUUCAACUAUUUCAAAAAGCACAGAUAUUACUGCUAGUAUUAUGGUUAGUUCAAUGCGUUCACUUUCAAUUCAACUUGAAAGAAUUUUAUCAAAUCCAACAUUACCAAGACAAUUGGGUACAAAUUCAGGUUAUUUAAUCUCUGAAAUUAUUACACUAUAUGGUAAUGAUUCCGAAUCAAUUCAAAAACAAAUUUUAUCAUCUCUUGUUAAAUCAAAUAAUAAUCAUCAAGAUGAUAGCGUAAUUUCAAUAUUUGAUAUUUUAAAUCCAACUACUAGUUCAACUUUUCAAUCAAGAUUUAAACAAUUCCCUGAAAUUAAUCAAAUUUCAAUUUUAAGAGGUUUAUGUUUAACUGGUAAUAUAUUUUCAUCAUUAACAAAUUCAAUUUAUAAUAAUCAAAAUGAAAAUAUAUUUUUAAAUUUAAUUUAUAAAGGUAUUUCAGAUUAUUGUGGUGGUACAGUUGAUCAACAUAAUAGAUUUAUAUCAUUAGAAUAUUUACAUUUAUGUAUUUUAAAGAUUAAAGAAUGGUUAAAUAAUUCAGAAUCUAAAAAUAUUGAAAAGAAACAAUUAAUUAAAAGUGUUUUCCCAAGUUGUGAAAAUUAUGAAACAUUUUUCAAUAGUUACUUUUUGAUUGGUUUAGAUAUAGUUUGGAAGAAUUGGGAAUCAUCAGUUCAAAAUAUUUCUGGUUUAUCAAAUGAUAUUUUCGAUGAAUUAUUAAUAAUUCAUUAUAAAUGUUGUGAUGAUAUUAAUAAUAAAUCGGGAAAUAAUCUUAAAUCAAAUUUAUUUAUAAAUUCAAUUACAACAAAAUUAAUUGAUGAAGAUUGGUAUCAAAAAAAUAAAUAUAUUUUAUUAAAAUAUGUUUUAGAAAAAGUUGGACCAAUUUAUAUGAUUGAAUUAAGAGGUAAUUUUUUGAAAAAUAUAUUUUCAGCAAUGAUUGAUCAUACAAUUUGUAAUUCUGUUAAAGUAUUUUUAGAAUUAUUUAUUGAAGAAUUGAAAAAGGAUUAUUUAUUAACAAAUAAAGAAGAAGUGGGACCAACAACAACAACAACAACAACAACUAAUCAAGAAUUGAAUAGAAUUGAAAAAUAUUGGAUUUAUCCAUUAUUAGAAGUUUUAACAGAAACUGAUACAGUUACAUCAUCAAGAAUUAUAGUUUAUGCAUUACCAAGUUUAUUAAAAGUUUUCCCAGAAUCAUUAUUUAAAAUUUUAAAUAUUUUAAUUAAUCAAGGAGGUGGUGGUGUUGGUGGUGAUGAUGAUGAUCAAGAUAAUGAAUUAAAUAAAUUUAGAAAUAUAAAUUAUAAUAUUAGAAUUAGAAUUUCAUUAGCAUUAUUAAAUUCAUCGAGACAAUUAUCAUUAAUUGAUGGUAGAGAAUUACAAUCUAAAUAUCAUAGUAUAAUUGAAAAAUCAUUAGAGAAUGAAGAUGAAUCUUUAAGAUUAUUAGGUUUAGAAUUAAUUUGUGUUAGUCCAAAACAAACAGAGAGAAUAACAAUUUGUGAAUUGAAUUUAAUAAAGAAUUUCAUUUUAUUGAAUUUAAAAGGUAAUUCACCAUUCAUUAGAAAUCAAUCACUUUCAACACUUUAUAGAUUUUGGAUUAGGUUAAGAGAGAGUUGUUGUAAAGUAUUUAGAGCAUCAACAAAUACAAAUAUUAAUAUUGAAAAAGAUGAUCCAACAUCUCAAGAUCGUUAUAUCACCAUUGAAGAUUUAAUUGAAUACAUUAAUUGGAGUUGUCAACUAUUUGCAUAUAAUCUCUACCCAGAUGCACCCUUCUCAAGAAAAAUGUUACCAUUGGAAGCUUUUAGUGAAUUUGUUGAUAUUUGGAGUUCAAAAGGUGGUCAAGAAAAGAAAUCACUUCAAGAGUUUUUAAUAUACAUUGAAGAGAAAUCAGUUUUACUAUAUAGUAAAAGUUCAACUGAUAUUUUAAUCAAUAAUCUUUGGGAUAGUUAUGAUAGAUGUAGAGAGUUGUCCACUGAUAUCUUGAUGAAAUUCCCAUCACCAUUGCCUGGUAUGGAAAGUGAUGAAAAAAUAAUUUCAUUCCUUUUAUGGGCUGUAAAAUUAGCAUGUUCACCAAAAGCUAGAGAAUGUGAUACUGGUGCAUAUGCAUUAAAACUUUAUUUAAAGAAAUAUGUGUUUGGUGCCGAUGGAUUAGUACCAAUUUUCCACUCAAGUACAACAACACCAGUUACAUUCACUAAAAUUCAAGGUAAUAAUAGUAAAGCAGCAUUUGAAUUUAUUACUCAAAUCUUACGUAUAUUAAAAUCACAAACUAAAUUAGCAUCAAAGGAUCUUUUAGAAGCUGCUAAAUUUGCACCAAUGCAUGGUUUAAUCUUAUCAUUACGUUAUAUUAUAAAUGAAAUUAAUUUCCAAGAAUUUGAUAAAAAUAAAGAAGAAAAGAAACAAUGGAGAGUUUUAUUAGCUGAAAUUAUUGAAUUAAUGAAAUCAAUAUCUUCAAUUGUACUUAGAGUUGUUGCUGAUUUAGCACCAGAAGGUAAUAAUCCAAAUCAAUUAUUAAAAGUAAAAGAUAGUUUACCAUCUUCAUUACCAUCUGGUGUAAUUUAUGAUGAUGAUGAAAGAUUAGCUUCAAAUUUUUCAUCAACAUUAAUGGUUGGUAAUGAUGAUGAUAAUAAUAAUAAUAAUAUUGAAGAGGAAGAUGAGGAUGAAGGUAAUGAUGAAGAUGAAAAUGAAGAUGAAACUGAAGAAUUAUCAGAAGAUAUUGGUAAAUCUGAACAAAAUUUAAAAGGUGGUAUUGGUCAAAUUAUUACAGUUUGUUCAUGGCAAUGUACAAAACAAAUUAGUUUAAUUUUAGGUACAAUUUUAGAUAAAGUUGAAAUGCCAACAAGUGAUGAAGAUGAUGAAGUUUGUAUGAUUACAACCAAACAAAUUGAAGAGAUUGGUCAUCAAUUCUUUACAAUUUUACUUCAAUCAAGACAUAAAGGUGCAAUUGAAAAGACUUAUCUUGGUUUUCAAGUACUUUGUGCAACUUUAAUGAAAUCUACAAAUACUAAACUUUCAAGUUUACCAUCUACAUGGAUUGGUUUCCUAUUUGAACGUGUUAAAGAACAAUCAUUACAAAUCACAAGAAGAUCCGCUGGUUUACCAUUUGCUUUCAUUGGUAUUCUAACUGGUGAAUCAACUACAAAUCAACGUGUUAAUCAUUUAUUAAAUCAUGUAAUGGAUAAUUUAUUAAAAUUAGCAAGUGGUUCCGAUUUUGAUGAAAAUAUUAAUAAUACCGAAAAUCAAGAUGAUCAAUCAAAUUUAAAUUCUAUUGAAAAAAAUAUUUAUUUACCACAAGUUCAUUCAAUUAAUAUUUUAAAGAGUAUAUUCCGUGCAAGAGCAAUCAUUCAAGAAUUAGAUCAAUAUCUCGCCGUUACUUUGAUUUGUGUUAUUAAAGCAUUUUCAUCAAAAUCUUGGUCAGUUAGAAAUUCUGCGACAAUGGCAUUCAGUGUAUUGGUUGAUAGAAUCAUUGGUACAAAGAAAUUGAAAGCAGAUUCAACAAUUAUUAAUACUACUACAUUUUAUCAUUUCUUUUCAAGAAUGCCAAUUGUUUAUCCAUUCCUUUUAGAAUACUUUAAAAAUUCAUUACAAUUCAUUAAAGAAACUUCACCAUUAGUUGAAGAGGGUAAAAUUAUUCAAUCAACAGUUUACGCUAUUUUAGUACUCUUUUCAAGAUUACAACCAUCAAAUAUUGAUCAUCCAAAUGAUUUAUUAGCACCAGCUCAAUUUGUACCAUUAAUUUCACAAUGUUGUCAAUUUUCAAAUUAUAUGGUUCGUCAAAUUUCUGCACGUGCUUUAGUUCCAUUAAUUUCAACAAUUGAAUUAAUUCCUUUUAUUAGAGAUUUAAUUAAUAAAUUAAAUGAAAUUAAACAACAACAACAACAACAACAACAACAACAACAACAACAACAACAACAAGAUAAUCAAUCAAAAUUAAAUUAUAAUAAGAUUCAUGGUAUUUUAUUACAAAUCUACCAUUUAUUAAAAGGUCAUUUACCAACAAUAAAUCAAAAAGAAAGAGAAGUUUCAAUUUCAAUUGUUGUAUCUGAAUUUAUUCCACAAUUACAAUGGAUUCAAGAUUCAAAUUUACCACCAUUAGGUUUCAUUUAUUUCUCAAUUUUAAAUGAAUUAGAAAAGAAUACUCAAAAUGGUCUUCCAUUUGAUUCAAUAAUUAAUUCAAUUAUUAAUUAUUGUAAAAAUCAAUUAUUAUUAAAUAGUAAUAAUUCAAAUGCUACUGAUAAAUUUAAUGAAAAUUUGAAAAAUUUACCAAUGUUUUAUACUUGGAUUGAAUCAGUAUUACAAUUUUAUUUAUUAUCAAUAAAGAAACAAAUUGAAUCAACAUGUACCUCUUCUUCUUCUUCAAUAUCAUCAUCAAUGAAAAAACAAAUUAAUGAUGAAUUAAUGAAAUUAUUCUCACAUUCACUUUAUGAAAUUAAAAUAGUUACAAUGAAAUUCCUUUUAAAGAAUCGUUCAAUCGUUACAGAGGUUUUAGAUCAACAAAUACUUCAAACUUCAAUUAUUAAAGUUAUUUUAACUGAUCCAAAUUCAACAUGUAGAAAGAAAUCAUUUAAACUUUUAUCUUUCCUUUCAUUACCACUUUCAAUUGAAUCUGUUGAACAACAACAACAAACUAAUACCUCUUCAAAUAUUAUUGAUUCCACAAAUAUUAAUUUAUAUCAAUUAUUAUGUAAAACCAUUUGGGGUAUUUCAAACUCAAUGAAAAAAGAAUCAAUUGUAUUAUUUGGUCAUUAUUUAAAACAAUUUUAUCAACAAAAAAUUGAUAAUACACAUAGUGAUAAUAAUAAUAAUAAUAAUAAUAAUAAUAAUAACAAUAAUAAUAAUAAUAAUAAUAAUAAUAAUAAUAUUAACGAACAAAAAGAAAAAGUUUUAAAUAAUUGGAUUAAAAUGGUUAAAGAAUUAUCAAAUUCUGAACAACCAUUAGAAUUAAGACAAGCAAUUUGUAAAUCAAUUGAAGCAUGUAGUGAUGUUAUAUUUAAAACCCAAGAACAAACUAAAAAUGAUAAUUUAUUAUCAAUAGUUUCAAUUGAAUCUUGGCUUGCAGUUUCAACACUUUUAGAGGAUGAUGAUCAAUCAAUUAGAUCACAAUGUUCAAUUCUCUCUUCAAAGAUUUUAUUCUUAUCAAAUAAUCCAAAUCAUUCAACAAUUGUUAAGGAUAGUGAAUUUGUUAUUAAAGAAUGUUCAAAAUGUCUUGAACAAGUAUUUGAUUAUCUUUUAUCACAAUUUACAAAUAAUCAUAAUUAUUUAUUAUUAAGAUUUACUGAAAUUUUAAAAUUAAAUUAUGAUUCAUCAUCAUCAUCAACAACAACUAUAUUUGAUCAAGAUUUCCAAAAUUCAAAAGUUUUAUUUGAUAAAGAAAAAGAUAACUAUUUUGAAGAACAAUUAGUAAAGAUUCAAUUAAUUAAUUUUGAAAUUCAAAAGAUUCAAUCAUCAUCUGAAAAGAAACAUUUAUUAUUAAAAGUAAUGAAUUCUUUAGAGAAGUGUACUGCUUGGUUAAAGAAUACUCGUGAAUUAAAUCAAACAAGUGUACUUAGUCAUUGGUUAACUUUUAAUCCAGAGAUUUUCACUCUCUUCUAUACCUAUCUUGUGACUUGUCAUUCACUAUGUGAAAAAGGUCAUGACUAUUCAUCAUUUAUCAAUACAAUUAAAUCAAAUUUAUCCGAGAUUCAACUUCAUCCAAUCUUAUCAAUGGCAUUAAACACUUUAAUUUCAAAAUUAGAAAAUUCAAAUAAUAAUAAUAAUAAUAAUAAUAAUAAUAAUAACAAUACACCAAAAAAUUAUUAUUUCUUAACUUCAAAAUAA
Messenger RNA from Dictyostelium discoideum AX4, 6531 nucleotides. RefSeq lists its product as hypothetical. The record is from RefSeq and is a predicted model, not a curated record. The transcript is spliced from 3 exons. Lineage: Eukaryota; Evosea; Eumycetozoa; Dictyosteliales; Dictyosteliaceae. The coding region runs from base 1 to 6531 and encodes 2176 amino acids.